Messenger RNA from Marmota monax (woodchuck), 3339 nucleotides. RefSeq names its product N-acetylated-alpha-linked acidic dipeptidase 2-like. Gene Ontology annotation, molecular function: carboxypeptidase activity. Lineage: Eukaryota; Metazoa; Chordata; Mammalia; Rodentia; Sciuridae. The record is from RefSeq and is a predicted model, not a curated record.
GUUCAUGUGAGGGCGUGGAACAAAAGAAUUUCAUUCUCAUUUUGGUGUUGAUGUAUGGUUGAGACAUUAGUGAGUUGCAGUGGAGCAGUCAGGAUCUGGAUUAUUCCCAAGUUUGACAAGUUGGAAAUUGGGUCCGAGAAUCUGGAACCGGAGCAAUCAAAAAGGAAUGAAAAAUAACGCUCAAAUAUAUUUUGCAGCCGAGAUUCCGGAAUUCUUGGGAUGGGAUUGGCGAAGAAGCAGUGCUUUAGUCUUUUAGGGAGCAGGAACAUUUCCAGCAGCUGCCACAGCGACUUUGCCCGGAUACUGCAGGAUCCAUGGAAUGGAAGUUGCAGGCCAACAGGAAGAGUACCUCCUCCCUCUGCAGGGCUUCCUCUCUCCCCGCCAGGGUUCCUGGCGACUUCAGGGGCCAGAAGGAGCUCUGGGCUCGCUCCUUUUUGUUAGUCUCUGGACCCACUGGCAGGGCUGAGCCGCCUUUUGGAAGGUCAGCUGCGGUCAGCGGCGGUGAAAGCUGCCUGGGAGGUCGCCGCUUUCAAGGCUCUCUCUCUCUCUGCUCUUCUGCAGCCCGGAGCUUUUGCGAGGGCUGCUGGCUCCCAGAUCUCAGAACAGAAGCCAUGGCGAAGUCCAGGGGCCGUCUGUACCUUUGGAUGUCUUUGAUUGCCGUGCUGGCAUCUUUUCUGGUGGGCUUUAUGGUGGGCUGGUUUUUUAAGCCUCUCAAAGAAACAAUCUGUGCACCACACCAUGGUCAAAGUAUACGAGGGAAACUGUUGUCAGAAAUGAAAGCUGAAAACAUUAGAUCAUUUCUUCGUUCUUUCACAAAACUUCCUCAUCUGGCAGGAACAGAAGAAAAUUUACUACUUGCCAAAAAAAUUCAAGCCCAAUGGAAGAAAUUUGGACUAGAUUCAGCCGACUUGGCUCAUUAUGAUGUUCUCCUCUCUUACCCUAAUGAGACAAAUGCUAACUGCAUAUCGAUUGUGGAUGGACAUGGAAUUGAGGUAUUCAAAACAUCAUAUCUUGAACCACCUCCAGAUGGAUAUGAGAAUGUGACAAAUAUUGUACCUCCCUAUAAUGCUUUCUCAGCCCAAGGCAUGCCAGAGGGAGAUCUCGUAUGUGUGAACUAUGCUCAUACUGAAGACUUUUUCAAACUAGAAAGAGAGAUGAAUAUUAACUGCACUGGAAAGAUUGUUAUUGCAAGAUAUGGGAAGAUCUUCAGAGGAAAUAAAGUUAAAAAUGUCAUGUUAGCAGGAGCCAUAGAAAUCAUCUUGUACUCAGAUCCAGCUGACUACUUUGCCCCUGGGGUACAGCCAUAUCCCAAAGGCUGGAACCUUCCUGGAAAUGCAGUGCAGAGAGGAAAUGUGUUAAAUUUGAAUGGUGCUGGUGACCCUCUCACUCCAGGCUAUCCAGCUAAAGAUUAUACUUUCAGACUAAAUAUUGAAGAAGGAGUUGGAAUCCCGAAAAUACCUGUACAUCCUAUUGGACAUAAUGAUGCAGAAAUAUUACUAUGCCACUUGAGAGGAACUGCUCCACCAGAUAAGAACUGGAAGGGAGCUCUUAAUGUGAGUUACAAUGUAGGACCUGGCUUUACAGGGAAUGAGUCUUUCAGGAAAGUUAGAAUGCAAGCUCAUAACACCAAUAAAAUUACAAGGAUUUACAAUGUAAUUGGAACUAUUAGAGGAUCUGUAGAACCUGACAGGUAUGUUAUUCUGGGAGGGCACCGUGACUCUUGGGUGUUUGGAGGUAUUGACCCAACUACUGGGACAGCCGUUUUGCAAGAAAUUGCUCAGAGUUUUGGAAAAUUGAUAAGAAGAGGCUGGAGACCUAGGAGAACUAUCAUUUUUGCCAGUUGGGAUGCAGAAGAAUUUGGACUGCUGGGUUCUACAGAAUGGGCUGAGGAGAAUGUAAAAAUACUCCAGGAGAGAAGUGUUGCUUAUAUCAAUUCAGAUUCAUCUAUAGAAGGCAAUUAUACUCUAGUUGACUGUACACCCCUUCUUUACCAGUUGAUGUAUAAACUGACAAAAGAGAUGUCUAGCCCAGAUGAUGGUUUUGAGAGUAAAUCACUUUAUGAAAGCUGGUUGGAAAAAGACCCUUCACCUGAAAAUAAAGGUUUUCCUAGAAUCAACAAGCUGGGAUCUGGAAGUGAUUUUGAAGCUUAUUUUCAGAGACUUGGAAUUGCUUCAGGCAGAGUUCGUUACACCAAGAACAGGAAAACAGAUAAAUACAGCAGCUACCCUGUAUAUCACACAAUUUAUGAAACAUUUGAAUUAGUAGAGAAUUUUUAUUACCCCACAUUUAAGAAACAGCUCUCUGUGGCUCAAUUACGAGGAGCACUGGUAUAUGAGCUUGCAGAAUCUAUAAUCAUUCCUUUCAAUAUUCAAGACUGUGGAACAGCUUUGGAAAACUAUGCAGCAACUAUCUUCAAUUUAUCCAAGAAAUAUGACCAGCAAUUGAAAGACGAGGGGGUAUCAUUUGACUCCUUGUUUUCUGCUGUAAAAAACUUCUCAGAGGCUGCUUCAGAUUUUCAUAGAAGACUUACAGAAGUUGAUCUUAAUAAUCCCAUUGCAGUGAGAAUUAUGAAUGACCAAUUGAUGCUUCUGGAAAGAGCAUUCAUUGAUCCUCUUGGUUUACCAGGGAGACAGUUCUAUAGGCACAUCAUUUUUGCUCCAAGUAGCCACAACAAAUAUGCUGGAGAAUCAUUUCCUGGGAUUUAUGAUGCUAUGUUUGAUAUUGAAAAUAAAGCAGACCCUCACUUGGCCUGGACAGAAAUAAAGAAACAUAUUUCUAUUGCAGUUUUCACAAUUCAAGCAGCAGCAGGAACACUGAAAGAAGUGUUAUAAGAAGGCAUCAGCUAAGUGAAUAACUAUUAAAUGUGUUGCUGAAAGUCUGAGGAUGAAGUUAGUCUUGUUGAUUGCCUGUGAAGCCAGAGUGUUCUAAAAUCUUGAUUUUUAAAUGUCUACCAACAGAUAAAUGGAUAACUUGUGGGAAUACAUAUCCAUAAGGGAAUACUACUCAGCAUUAAAAUUAAAUGAAGCAAUGCUACUGGCAGACAUUGUUGAGUGACAGAAGCUAGGCAUAAAAGAGUACAUAAGGCAAAACCAUUUACAUGAAGAAGUGUUAAACUAGAUAUAAAUUGGUGAUUGGACAAACGACCGGAGGGAAAGGGUGAUCACAAAGAUGUAUGGAAAAUCUUUCUUGGAUAAAUGCGUUUUCUGUAUCUUGAGCUGUUACAGCAGUGUACACAUUUGCCAUACCUCAUCAAACUAAAAAUGUCUACAUCUUACUGUAUGAAAAUUAUGCCCUGGUAAAUUUGACUACAAAAAAAUAAAGGUCUGGUAGAAAAACUGG